This is a messenger RNA of Chaetomium strumarium, 1824 nucleotides long. RefSeq lists its product as uncharacterized. The record is from RefSeq and is a predicted model, not a curated record. The coding region runs from base 61 to 1479 and encodes 472 amino acids. The transcript has 2 exons. Lineage: Eukaryota; Fungi; Ascomycota; Sordariomycetes; Sordariales; Chaetomiaceae.
GCGAGGGGCAAUGUGGCAACGAUUUGCCUCGACGCAUCUCGACUCGAAAGGCAUGACACCAUGGAACACAUCAAUUUUGACUGGCUGGAUGGCGAUUCUGCUUUGAAUUAUGCAACCCCUGAAUUCUUGACUACCGACAGCCCCGGAAUCGGCCCAGCAGCCGAACGAGCCAGCCCAGUGGCCGAACAGGCCGAACAGCAAAAUGGCGAACGUCCAUUACCACUUCUCCGACUGAGUGGUUGGGAAAGUAACAAACAGUAUGACAAGAAUAGCCCCGAAUGUAUCCACUAUGACUUUCGGUGGAAGGUCUCCCAACGUGAGAAUAUCAGAGCUAGGCAUGUUUGUUCAGACACAGAUCCCGACCUCGUCCUGGCUCCGAGCGAUUUUUGGAGAGUCAACUUCAAGACACGACUUGAAACCCUUCUGAAAGACAAGGACAAGUUUCCAGGAGAUGCAUAUACGUGCGAAGAAACGAUCAUCGAUAUUUCCAUCGAGCGAAGCCGUCAGCGCGGUUUAAAAAAACGAUUCAACAACAUGGAGAUCGAUUGGAAGGUGGUGGACGGCCACCUUGAAGGCCUUAGUGCCUUGUUUAGUAAGAGGAGGAAGAUAACCUUCAGCAUUGAGUUUAUUUACAAGGAAGUCGCAAGUGACCCCACGAUAGCAAAAGGCAAGAAAAAGAAGCAGAGCGCCACUGAGGCUCAAAAACUUCAGAGGGCCGCCGAGGCUGGUCUUUGGGCCCGAGUCUACGAGCGUCAUCGUUGCAGAGGCAAGCACUGCAAGCAAGGACCCCACUGCUGGCCAGACGAACGAGGAAAUCACCAUAGGCUCUUGCCAAGGCACCUUGAAGACCUCGUCCGCCACAUCAAAGGGAACAUGAAGGAAGGAGAGAAAGAAGAGGAUGUCGACGUUAAUAUCGAGAUCCCACCCAGAAUCCUCAAGGACGUUUUGGAUAACAACCGCAAGCGGAAGCCGGAGGACUCCAUCGGCUGUCGUAACUGUAAAACCCAUGUCUCGGCCCACAGCGGGCAUCACGAUGCGGCCGGGGCGAGCCUUGAAGAUGUUACGGAUGUGGAUGGGAAUAGAAAGGACAAGCUUGAGGAGUACUGCAAUUGGACGCUGCAGCAAGUCAAGAGCGACAGGUGGAGAGAGGCACUGCAGGCUGCGAAUCAGUUUGCAUUGGAUCAAUUCCUGGAACUGAACUCCAUCCUGCAGCACCCCACCCUCGCCGCUAACUUGAUGAUCAAGGGCGGGGUGAAGCCAGGCAUUGCACUGCAAUUCGUGAGCAACAUUAAAAAGUUCCAGCUCUUGCGCGUAUGCUGGGAGAAUAUGCCAUCUUCUUCCGCGACCGAACUUCGUAAUCUGGACAGCGGAGGAACCCUUCGGAGACCAGCCCCAACGCCGGUAUCCCGCCCUUCUAUCGCAGCCAGACUCAUCAACAAAGACAAGUUGGUAGGACUCGUACUGCGAUAUCCUAUGUAGAUAGUAGUCUCGAAGGUCGGCAUCCCGUUGCUGUGCGACGCGGCGGAUCGUUUUCCUCGUCCAGCCACUUGAUCGCAGAGCCCGGCCAAUCGACCGCUCGGAUAUCCUCCUCCCGAACCUACGAUGGAGGAAGUCUGCCAUCUCGCACCGAUACAUGUACGGCUGCUUGAUCAGCAUAUUGCAGAGGGCUUCCCGCAUGGGUGGUGUCAUGCAGCUGCGGCGGCCGACGCGGACUAUUCUUCGGGUGGGCACCUCGGACUGUUGUCUCUCCCGACGGAUUCUCUGGACGGCGCGCACGGUACACGGGGCUUCUGAUGCUAUUAGCUUUGGACGAGGCGGGGAAGG